AAAGUAGUUGUCGUAGUUAGGGCGUGUCUGGUGGCGGAGUUGUUGGGAAUUUCCGUGUGCGUGGGCUCACAGCGCGUCAUCCGGCGCAUUCUAGCAUCUCUCGCGCCUCCACCCAACCCAUCGAGGCGGUUGUCUCUCUCUAUCUCUCUAUUAUCACCUCUUCCAGCUCAUCGACAAUGUUCACAACUUUUAUUACCUCGUCUACUUCUCCACCACCGCUUCUCCUAAACCUAGAAGGAUGUCAUCUCCUCCUGCAUCCGCCGCGACACGGAGGGUCCCCUCUCCGUGCUGGGCCCACGAAGAGACGCUGGCUCUCAUCAAGGCAUACCGCGAUCGGUGGUUCUCAGUCAGCCGCGGCAACCUCCGCGCCUCCGAUUGGGAGGACGUGGCUGCUGCCCUAGCUUCUGCUGGGGCUACUGAUGGUGCCCCUAAGACUUCCAUCCAGUGCCGCCACAAGAUCGAGAAGCUAAGGAAACGGUACCGUGCCGAGAAGCAGCGCGCUCUUUCUAAACCAGGUCGGUUCUUCUCUAGUUGGGAUUUGUUUCCUGUUUUAGAUUCUAUGGAGAUUGGAGUCGUUGGAUCUGUUCAGGAUAAGCAUAUUGAUAAAGCUGUUAAAUCUGGAAAUAUUGGUGGGAAUCAUAACCCUAAUGUUGAAAUUGGGAUUGAACCUGUGUUGCCUGGAUUCACGGCGAAGAGUAAUCGGGUGGUUAAGCCCACUCUCACCUUUGAUUGCAACUAUGGAGGUGGGUUUAGUGUGAAAUCUCGAGAUAAUGAGCUUCCUCCGCCUCCUGGGUUGGCUUAUCGUUCUAGAGCUUUUCCUGACUUCGAUGAUAGUGAUGAUGACAGUAUGUAUGGGUUCCCUGUAAAAUCCUUAGGUGAUAGGAACGUGAUGCCUCUAGCGUCUAGAUCAGUGCAUCAUGGGAAAAUUAGCAGUGAUAGAAAUCGUAAACCUAGCAUCCAUUGUGACCAUGAUAGUGAGAGUGAUGUUGAUGAAGGAUGUGGGUUUGGGAGGAGAAUUUCUGGGGAUUGGAAAUCAGGGCCUUCAGGGUUGAGGUCAAAUAGCCAUUACACGAAACAUGGGAAUACUGGUUCUCAUAUGGAUCAUGGUGUUUUGAAUGGCGUCAGUUAUUCUACAAGACCAGGUAUUGUAAAGAAGAGUGAAGGUGGAGUCAAGAGAGGAAGGGGUGCAGUCAGUGAGGUAGUUUCAUCAAUUAAGCGAUUGGGAGAAGUGUUUGUGAAGAUGGAGAAGAUGAAGAUGGAAGCUAUGCGGGAGAUUGAACAAAUGCGAAUGGAGAUAGAGAUGAAACAUAAUCAGAUGAUACUCAAGUCGCAGCAACAAGUUGUCAAUGCAUUUGCAGAAGCAUUUGUGGAAAAGACAGAGAAGAAGAAAGUGAAGAUGGUGUCAACUAAUGGGGAUUCUGAUGGGUAUGAACUCUGAAGUAGAGGCAAUGUCCAACAUGGUAGCAGGUUCAGUCUCUUUUUUCCCUUCUAGGGUUUCAUAUAUAGUUUAGUCCGUCUAUAACUGCAUCUUGGAAGUGGCAAUUUUUUGAUUGCAGAUGGAGUAGUGGAUUUUGAUGCUUGUGCCAGUUAUUUUAUGUAAGUUAAUGAAGUGCUUAAAACUA
Messenger RNA from Tripterygium wilfordii, 1622 nucleotides. Its product is annotated as protein FIP2-like. Bases 239 to 1438 code for a protein of 399 amino acids. The record is from RefSeq and is a predicted model, not a curated record. Gene Ontology annotation, cellular component: nucleus. The transcript has a single exon. Gene Ontology annotation, molecular function: transcription cis-regulatory region binding. NCBI's taxonomy places the organism in Eukaryota, Viridiplantae, Streptophyta, Magnoliopsida, Celastrales, Celastraceae.